AGCCGUAUGCACGCGUCGAGAUGGAUGCAAUCUUCAAUCUGCUGGAGCAGCAUAGACUGCAGUCUUACUACAACAAGUUUCUUCAGUUGGGUGUGAAAGACGAGGAAGAUUUCCUUGAUGGUGUAACAGAUGAAGAUUUAAAUAAAAUGGGUUUAACUCAUGUGGAAAAGAAUCGUUUUUCAACAAUGAAAAACUUCAUUAGAAGACUAAGAGCUCCAGAGCGUCAAGUUCUGGCUAAAAUGCCUGUGCAAAAAACAAUGGAGUCAUUCUGCCUCAAGUACACGUACCCCAAAUGUCCUGAGCCAAAACAAAUCAAAGAUAUGGAUCCUACACAAAACACAAUCGAAGAUCUGAUGUUGAGGAUCUGUCACCUUGAAAACGUUGGAAAUGCCAAAGGUGUCUGUCUCUACACAGUUGAUGGAAUGCCCUUGACAGAUGACCCUUUCUUCAACACAUGGUCUUUAAAAGACAGACAUAUUGAAAAUGGAGCUGAGCUCUAUGCCAUAUUUACACCAAAGGAAAACCUGACUAAAGUUCCUCAAAGGCCAAAACAAGAGGUUCCUAAAGUCUCUAGAGAAGAUGUCAUUCGAUGUCACAUAAUGCUCAGGGGAGACUUUGAACUGAGCAUGGACUUGGCAAGUGACACAAUAACUCAUUUGAGAAACAUGCUUGCAGAAGAAAGUGGAAUCCCAGCACAUGUUCUUCAUUACAAGGGUGAGCGUGGCAGUGACAGCAUAUUGCAAAACUGUGGAAUCUCUAAGGGCUCUACGGUACACUUCUCUUUGUCCACCUAUCCUGAUGAGAUUCCAGACACCCUGGCAUUCUUCACUGAUGACAUUUUGCCUUCAGUGCAACAAACCCCAAAAGGACUCAGUGUCUUCCUGUCCUCACUUUAUGCAAUUAAAACAUCUAAUUCACAGGAUGAACUCAAGAAAGUGAUUGCAUACAUACGAAAACUAACUGGAUGUAACCCCCUGGCGCAAAGUUUGUAUCAGUUACUCUGUAGGAAUGAAACUGCAACUAAGACUCAAAAGAUAUCCAUUGUUGAAGGCCUGUACAUACUCUUCAGAGAGAUUUUGCCACAACUUGGAUCAGGACGAGGGGAAAAAAUAAUCGAGGAUCUUGAUGUCUUUGAGAACUCAACAUAUUGCUGGGCAUAUCUCCUGUCAAAGGCAGAGACAUCAGAACAUGAGCAAUAUGCACCAAUAGCUCUGACAUCUGAAGACGGCAGCCGUUUCUGUGAUCCUGUCAAAGUGCCUGGAAUACCAGGUUCCUUUGAAAGAGCACACGUUCUUCAGAAAAUCAAAGAUGGAGAGAAUCUUCCAAACUGCACUGAACAACCUUUGCAAGAAACAUCACUGAAGAGAGCCACUGAUAUAGAGAAAAUUUUGCUCAGUCUGCCUCCGUCCAUCAAAACAUAUCCUCUUUGGAUUUGUCAUGAAAAUGUCAUGGGUCAAAACUUUCAGAUAAAUAUUGAGAAGACUUUUGGAGAUAUGGCAGAAGGCUUGAAACAGUUCCCUCAUCUUGUUGUGACUCCACCACUGUCGUUGAAGGCAGUAGGAACACAGGGACCACUUCUUGUUCUCCUGAGUGAAGACAACCUUGGUGUUUAUGUGGGUAAAUAUAAAGCAACCCCUGAGGCAAUUCAAGUGUAUGAUUGUAUUGCUGGCAAAUUAAAAACAUUGGAUGUCGACGUGCUGGCAGCCCAAACUGGUGAUCACAGAGAUGACCAUACCUUUGUCACAAGCAGGACUCCUAAAGAGGCUAUAUUGGUGAUGGUAGAUUCAAGCUCAUCCAUGAAUGCGGAUUGCUAUGGAAGUGUGGAAAUGAAGAGAAUCAAUGCAGUAAAAGAGCUCUUUGACAACUUUGCAACACGGACCAUGGCUUACGAUUUUCAUCAUGUAAUUGGCCUUGUGAAGUUUGACUCCACAGUGAAAACCCUCCACACAUUUACAGAAACUCUGGAAAAGUUCAAGGAACACAUACGUAAUCUUGAGGCAAAUGGACGCACCGUGCUGUAUGAUGCCUUACAACACGGAGUGUCCGAGCUGGAAAAAGUCAAGACAAGGUUCCCUGACUGCAGACUGCGUAUCAUAUGCCUCACAGAUGGAAAUGAUGUUGGAUCUGCAGCAAAGCCAGUUACUGUUGCAGCCAACCUGAUAAAAUCUAAUAUCGUUGUGGAUGCAAUAAUACUUGGAAAAGUCGACAACAAUAUGCUGCAUGGAAUUAGCAAUGCAACAGGGGGUUGCUGUUUCAAGCCAGAGACAAGCAAAGAUGGUCUGAAGCUCUUUGAGAUUGAGACUGUUCUUUCGUUGGAAAUGAGGAAACUCAAGAAAAAACUUGACCCGUCUUCCAUCACAAGUGAGAGCAUUUUAACACAGAUGUUUGCCAGCCAUGGGUACGAUGCAGCUCCAGAGGUUUCCCUGCCGAGCGAGGUGAAUAGUAAAGUGACAAUGACAGAGAGUGCUCUGAAGAAGAAGAUUCGGGAGUGUAAGACUGGGCGUUUCAUGGAGAAAGACAAACGCAUCUUGGAGGAGCUGAAGAGCCUGCAUUGUGACCCACAUCCCUUCUUCAAUGUUUUUCCGUCAGAAUCAGACUUCACAUUCUGGAAGAUUCUCAUGCAAGGCCCUCCUGACACACCUUACGAGAAUGGGGUCUUUGAGCUGUUUUGCCAGUUUGGUCCUGACUACCCAGUGAAACCUCCAGUUGUCCGCUUUAUCACACCUGUUUACCACUGCAAUGUAAACAAUGUCGGCCGCAUCUGCCACAACAUAUUUGAUCGUAACUACAAUGCCCACAUCACCAUGAGAGAAAUCCUAGAUGCCAUAUACGGACUGCUCAUCAUCCCCGAGCCUGAAGAUCCACUGGACAGCAUUUUGGCUGAGGAAUUCCUGUCCAGCCGUGAGAAGUAUGAGAAAGAAGCCCAGAAGCACACAGAGGAAACUGCAGGGGCAUCACUGGAUGACAUGGAGAAGAAAUUGGUGGGUCCCGUGACACAUGAUCCACCCGGACAUUUACUCUGCCCACUCGUCAAGAGGCUGUUUGUUGACCCUGUGAAAACAAAAUAUGGAACAAUCUACGAACGCAAGGCCAUUGAGAAACACCUCAAAAGAUGCAGACAUGAGCCACAAGAUUCAAAGAAACUGCUCAGAAGAACUGAUCUCAAACCAGCCCAUGAAAUGAAGAAAAUGGUGACUGAUUACCGCUCUGAUCAAAUUAAAGAGACCUAUGUGUAGAAAAAAAUAAAAAAAUUUUCAAGGCAAAAUUGUUCAGUUAAUUUCAGUUCAGAGGUGAACAGAAAUGGAAAAAUAAAUGUCUGUUGCUGUUUUUUUCCUCUUAAUUCGACACAGAGUGAAGUUUCAUGUAACAGUUUUUGUUAUAAAUUCAGUGUAGGAUUUGAAUUGCAUAAAACAUAUAAUUACAUAUUUGUGAUUACACAGAUUUAUACAUCCUUCACUGAUAUUAUUAUUGCAUACCUCCUUAUCAUGUACUUAAUGUAACAUUCCAGGUUUGACCAUUGCAACUUUCACAAAAACAAAAGCUGCACCACGCCAGCUUAAGUAACCUAUACUCAAGCCUACUCAUCCCCCUCAAGAGCAUUUUAUUAGAUGCUUGAAAGGCCUGUUUUACUCAAUGUUGUGCUAUAAAUACAUUCCAAACAUAUUAUAACCUAUCUUUACGCAAGUUACACUGCCUUUUAUAAUAGUCUAAUGAGGUAACUAUAAUACGAUGACAUUUUUCAAAAUGUUUCUCUUACUCUUUGAAGUUGUAUUCUUUUUUGUAAUCUGACUACUUAAUUCAAGGAUGAUAUUUCAUACUGUUCUGUGUGAUUGUUCGAUGAUGUCAAGGGAUUACCUACACACUCUUAUUCUAUCUAUAUGCUUCUCCAAACCAUCAUUAAGUAAUUUCACAAUUUUGUACUUAGUGGAUAAUUUUGUAAUCAUUUUCAGUAUCUCUUAAGGAUGGUAAUUUUUAUUGAUAGUUUAAUGAUUUUUUUUUUUUUUCAUCAUUUUAAGAUGCAUUGUCACAUGCAGAGUGUGGGUUUAUGUAUGUAUGUAGUCCUGUUCGGUAUUCAGCCUACAAAUACACAGGAUAAGGCUGCAGCAUAUGCCACCUGAUUUUCUGAUCUAACCAACUGAUUUCUCAUUAGGGAGUGGAAUUAUUUUUUGCUUUGAGCUCACCAUUGGUGGCAAUGGUGGUGAAUAAUCAGCUUUACAUUCUCUGAAGUAACUUGUUUUCACUGUUGAUUCUUCCCUUCUUUUUAGUUUUGAUUGUUCAAAAGAAUUUUUGCAUUCUGUCAUGUCUAAGGUUGUACCUGGCUCACAAAUUCGAGUGCAUUUAUAGUUGAGCUGAGACAUUUAUGAGUGAUAAUUUGAGCCCUAGAUGUCCUGCCUUAUCAACUCCUUGGCAUUUGGUAUAAAUUUGGAAGCAGAAACCGAGGUCUUCAUUGUCUUCUAGAGCUGCUCAUAAAUUACCUACUUGGAGUGAACGAACA
Molecule: messenger RNA, 4495 nt
Organism: Myripristis murdjan (pinecone soldierfish)
Lineage: Eukaryota; Metazoa; Chordata; Actinopteri; Holocentriformes; Holocentridae
Exons: 25
Coding region: 21-3236 (1071 amino acids)
Biological process (GO): protein ubiquitination
Molecular function (GO): ubiquitin-protein transferase activity
Source: RefSeq, a predicted model, not a curated record